AUGCUGAACGCCCUUUAUGCGUACUUCUGUCGGUCAUAUCCGGGCUGUGCGGUGGAGGAGGCUGCGCCACGCCAAGGCACCGCUGCCAAGGCCUUCCAGAGGGUGAAGGCGGAGGAGUGGAUUGACAAGCGAGGAUCGUGGGACAACUCCUACGUCGGCACUUUUGGCGAACAAGGCUGGGGCUUCAAGGCGCAGCAAAUCCUUGGACAGGUACGUGGCAAGGACUUCCGUCAUGAGAAGACGAAGAAGAAGCGGGGCUCAUACAAGGGAGGGCUCAUUGACUCCCACACCGUGAGCAGCUACAAGUUUGACAGCGAUGGCGAGUAA
Auxenochlorella protothecoides is the source of this 327-nucleotide messenger RNA. Its product is annotated as Nucleolar and coiled-body phosphoprotein 1. The transcript is spliced from 3 exons. NCBI's taxonomy places the organism in Eukaryota, Viridiplantae, Chlorophyta, Trebouxiophyceae, Chlorellales, Chlorellaceae. Bases 1 to 327 code for a protein of 108 amino acids. The record is from RefSeq and is a predicted model, not a curated record.